Molecule: messenger RNA, 665 nt
Organism: Phaedon cochleariae (mustard beetle)
Lineage: Eukaryota; Metazoa; Arthropoda; Insecta; Coleoptera; Chrysomelidae
Source: the annotation of a GenBank genome assembly
GGACAGUGUGUGGCAAAGUAGUUAUUCGUGGAGAAUCUUUCUUAUUAAUCGACAUGAAACUACAAUGGGGAAUAAGUUAGUGACGUUUACGGAUCAACAAUUCGAGAAUUAUCAGGACUGCACAUUCUUCACCAGAAAGGAGAUAUUGAGGGUUUUCAAACGAUUCCGGGAAGUUCGACCUGAUUUGGUCCCGAAACAGAUGAAGAAAAAUCAAGCCGUUAGCGUUCGGAUACCUCUGGAAGACAGCAUAGAGAAACUUCCAGAAUUGCAUGAGAAUCCUUUCAAGAAGAGAAUAUGCGAGGUAUUUUCCAGGGAUGGAAAAGGAAAUUUAUCGUUUGAGGACUUCUUAGAUUUGCUUUCGGUUUUCAGUGAACAAGCACCCAGAGAUAUAAAAGUUUUUUACGCUUUUCGCAUCUAUGAUUUUGAUGGAGACCAACAUAUAGGCCAAGAAGAUCUGGACCAAGCAGUUCUUCUUCUGACCAAACAUACUCAGGAGCUAACUCCUGAAGAUAGACAGCAAAUUGUAGAAAAAGUUAUCGAAGAAGGAGAUGUAGAUGGGGAUGGCAAACUUUCUUACAUGGAAUUCGAACAUGUUAUAUUGCGAGCUCCAGAGUUUCUAUCAACUUUUCAUAUACGUAUUUGAAAGAUGUGUGUGGUGAUACCAA